AGUACGAGAUAGUUCUCUCUGCGUAGUGGUUUUCAGUUUUUUGAAGAAAAUGGCGGAAAGCGAGCUCAACGUUGACAGCAUCAUCUCCCGAUUGCUUGAAGUGCGAGGAUGCCGUCCAGGGAAGAUAGUCCAGAUGACGGAGGCGGAGGUGCGGGGGUUGUGCAUCAAGUCCCGGGAGAUCUUCCUCAGCCAGCCCAUCCUACUGGAGCUGGAGGCGCCGCUCAAAAUCUGUGGUGAUAUCCAUGGCCAGUACACAGACCUGCUGCGGCUCUUUGAGUACGGGGGCUUCCCRCCGGAGGCUAACUACCUGUUCCUGGGGGAUUACGUGGACCGAGGCAAGCAGUCCCUGGAAACCAUCUGCCUACUGCUGGCCUACAAGAUCAAAUACCCCGAGAACUUCUUCCUGCUCAGAGGAAACCACGAAUGUGCCUCCAUCAACCGCAUCUACGGUUUCUAUGACGAGUGCAAACGCAGAUUCAACAUAAAGCUGUGGAAGACAUUCACAGAUUGCUUCAACUGUUUGCCCAUUGCCGCUAUAAUCGAUGAGAAGAUCUUCUGCUGCCAUGGAGGUCUCUCUCCUGAUCUGCAGUCCAUGGAGCAAAUCCGACGCAUCAUGAGGCCCACUGAUGUCCCUGACACAGGCCUGCUGUGUGACCUGCUGUGGUCAGAUCCAGACAAAGACGUGCAGGGUUGGGGGGAAAACGACCGGGGUGUCUCCUUCACCUUUGGGGCUGACGUGGUCAGCAAGUUCCUCAACCGCCAUGACCUGGACCUCAUCUGCAGAGCCCACCAGGUUGUUGAGGACGGCUACGAGUUCUUUGCCAAACGGCAGCUGGUGACGCUGUUCUCAGCUCCCAACUACUGCGGGGAGUUUGACAACGCUGGGGGCAUGAUGAGCGUGGACGAGUCCCUCAUGUGUUCCUUUCAGAUUUUGAAGCCGUCAGAGAAAAAAGCUAAGUACCAGUAUGGGGGAGUGAACACGGGACGCCCUGUAACCCCGCCUCGUACUGCCCAAGCCCCAAAGAAGAGGUGAGCGCCUGGCCUCCAUCUCGCCUCCUCCUUGCACCAUUUCCUCUAUUGCCCCCUGCAACGUCCUGUCCCCUCCCUCCCAUCUAUGGGAAGCGCUCUAGCCCCCCUGACCCCCACUCACCUAUUUCAUGUGUAAAAUAUUAAAUCUUUGCUGUGAACGUA
Molecule: messenger RNA, 1191 nt
Organism: Salvelinus sp. IW2-2015
Lineage: Eukaryota; Metazoa; Chordata; Actinopteri; Salmoniformes; Salmonidae
Product: serine/threonine-protein phosphatase PP1-beta catalytic subunit
Biological process (GO): regulation of circadian rhythm; circadian regulation of gene expression
Cellular component (GO): nucleus; cytoplasm
Molecular function (GO): protein serine/threonine phosphatase activity
Source: RefSeq, a predicted model, not a curated record